Ceratitis capitata (Mediterranean fruit fly) is the source of this 10139-nucleotide messenger RNA. RefSeq lists its product as uncharacterized. Gene Ontology annotation, cellular component: piccolo histone acetyltransferase complex. NCBI's taxonomy places the organism in Eukaryota, Metazoa, Arthropoda, Insecta, Diptera, Tephritidae. The transcript has 10 exons. The coding region runs from base 1 to 7161 and encodes 2386 amino acids. Gene Ontology annotation, biological process: regulation of transcription by RNA polymerase II. The record is from RefSeq and is a predicted model, not a curated record.
AUGUCAAAAUUAUCAUUUCGAGCGCGUGCGCUCGAUCCCUCCAAACAAAUGCCAAUAUACUUGGCGGAGGAGCUGCCAGAUUUGCCUGAAUACUCGGCUAUUAAUCGUGCGGUGCCGCAGAUGCCUAGUGGCAUGGAGAAGGAAGAGGAAUCGGAACAUCAUCUGCAGCGCGCAAUAUGCACAGGCCUCAUUAUACCAACGCCAGAGGUUUUUACCACCGACCAGGAAGCCUACGACCGCAUGUAUCCCCCAAAUUACAAAAUGCCCCGUCAACUAAUACACAUGCAACCGUUGGGUCUCGAACAAGAUGUGCCAGACUACGAUAUGGAUAGUAGUGACGAAGUUUGGAUCAGUCAACAGAGUCGACGUCUCGAUCUGACACCACUGAAGUUUGAGCAGAUGAUGGAUCGGUUGGAGAAGAGUUCAGGGCAAAUGGUCGUUAAGCUAAAUGAGGCGAAAGCAUUGCUGAAGCAGGACGAUGAAGUCAGCAUAGCUGUUUACGAUUAUUGGCUUAAUAAACGCUUAAAAAUGCAACAUCCGCUGAUACUGACUGUGAAAACGGAGAAUCGUCCAGGCGCAUCUUCGAACAAUCCGUACUUAGCGUUUCGCCGGCGCACCGAAAAGAUGCAAACGCGAAAGAAUCGCAAAAACGAUGAAACGUCCUAUGAGAAGAUGCUCAAGCUGAGGCGCGACCUGCAGCGUGCCACCACCGUACUGGAGAUGGUAAAGCGGCGCGAGAAGACGAAACGUGAGCAAUUGCAUUUAUCUAUCGAAAUCUUCGAGAAGCGAUAUCAGCUGCGCGACUUCAGUGGUGCUCUGUUCUCCGAAUUGAGUUCUAAUUUGAAGAAUUCCAGGCCAGCGUUUGCCCCUCUGUAUACGAAUCAAUACUCACAUCAUGGAUCAACAGCAGGCAGCACGAGUGCUGGCGUUGUGUCGGCAGGUGCAGCGGCGCAUGGUACCGGCAGUGUACUUGGUCCGGGUGGUUUGCUCGCAGCAGCGGCGGGUGCCAAUAAUGUGGCGGCCGGUAGUGGUGGCCAUCUUUAUGCGUCGGCUUCGCAGUACCUGAAUUCUUCGACUCUAACGAUUGAUGCAAUUAACGCUGGCGCAAAUGGCACUGGCAAUCGUAAGGAGAAGCGGCCGUAUAAGAAACGGAAACACAAAUUGACGCGCGAUAAGCAACAGCAACAGCAGCAUCUAUCGCAACAACAGCCACAACAGUAUUUAGGUGGCGUUGGUAAUGGCAGUAUUUUAUCAACGUCUGCAUUGGUGGCAGGUUCAGCGUUAAGCGCGCAGCAUUUACUGCAGUUGCAUCGUCAGAGCUCAUCGCCGGCUGCAAAUGAAUCCAAUAUCGAAACGGAGGAGGAAGAGUUCGGCAGCGGCGGUUUGGGUGGUGUUGGUGGUGGUAGUGGUAAUGGUCAUCAUACGCACAAAAUGGGUUCCGAAAGCGAGGAGGAGACACCGUUUGCAUUUAGGCGAAAGCAACAUUGCGACUAUCAGAGGCCGUUAGCGCAUGAUGGUAAUUGGCCUUGGGAAGCGAAGGAGGACCAUGGAUUUGGUGAUUCGAAAUAUCGUUUUACAUUAACAUCCAUCAGGCAUCCAAGACCGCGUUGCAUUGGGUUCGCGAGACGUCGCAUGGGUCGGGGCGGUCGCGUCGUAUUGGAUCGCAUCUCCUCAAAUAUGGAUGAUUUUUGGUCACAGCUUGACUAUACGAUAUUUGAAAGCGAUACAAAUUCAGCUGCGGCGAAGUGUGCGACCGUCAAGAAGGAGCAUGUGAAACCCCCCUCGCCACCCACAGUUGUUGACUUGCCUGCUACUGCAAUUGGGUCAGCAGCCGCAACGCCUGCAUCACAAACACCCGCCAAUUCCACAAUCAAAGUCGAGCCCAUCGAGGUGUCAAAUGACAAAAUCGACGCUAUUGCCACACAAGUCAGUGAUGAUGAUGGCGUUGAGGCUGACUUUGAUGAUGACGACGACCAUGAGGAGGCUUUGCGCAUUGAUACAAAUAUCUCGCGCGAUGCCAACUACAUUUCGUCAUUAACAAUGCUGCGUCAUCGGCAACGACAACGUUUGCGCCUGCAGCAAAAACAUCGCCGCCGGCGGCAGCAGCGUCUAAAAGCCAUUGAUGUAACUGUCGAUACAAACGAUGGCGAGCACACUAAGCGGCGUCGCUUCAAUAAUGUAGACGCUGUGGAUUCAAAGGCUGUGUCUGCGUCACAGACAAACUUUGCGGCUAAAGAGCCAUUGCCACCACGAAUGCUGCAUCGUUUGUCCAAGUUGAUUGAUGAGAAGAGCAUGAAUAGUAUAAGCAGUUUCUUGUUGAGUGAAAAGGUGAAACGUGAAAAGUUGAAUGGCGAUGACGUAUCUGAGGAAGUGGUGGUCGAUUUAGUGCGGCAGCAGCAGCAGUUGCAACAGCAUCAAUGGCCAAAUCAUCGUUCCAAUAACAGUUUGAUGAACUACAAUAAUAAUAACAACAACAAUAGUAGUAGUAAUAUAAAUAAGAAUGUAGGCGUUAGCGAUAAAUGUAAUGUGAUAAAAAGCGAAGGCGUAAGCCCAACAACACCUGCGCCAGCGACGACGGAGUCAAUGUCAUCGUCAGCAGUGACAGCCGCCGCUGCAGCAGCAGCAGCAGCAAUCGCAAUGGCAGUGGCAGCUUCGUCUGCGACGUCGUCUAGUUCAGGAACGUCCAUGUUGUCGUCCUCGGCAACCGCACCCUUAACAAAAGCUAUCAAGCAAGAGCUAAUAGACUGUACAAGUGGCGGUGCCUCAGCCGACGAUUCAAAUGAACCAUUAAGUAGUAUAAGAAAAUCGGCAUCUACAUUAACGGGCGCCUCAGAUUUGCAGGUGCUGGAGGAUGAAGAGAAUGUGAAUUUGGCGCAAUUGAGCAGUAUAAUACGACAUACGGUGAAAAAGGAGCCGCUUGAGUGCAGCGAUGCGUCAACUACUUCGUUAACUAACACAACGAAAUUCAACUCCACUAACUACAUGCACAACAGCAUUGGCGAUGAGGACACCGCCAUUUCGACAACGUUAAAUCAAUUGCCCGAUGUUAUACGCCAACAACAUCGCUUAACAGAGCAACGUAAAAAUCAAUUGAAGGACGAACAAGGCCAAACCGAACACCCCGCGUACAGUAAAGGCAUCAAUGUUUUAAUUGACAACGACUCAACGACGCAGCUCAAUGAUAAUUACGAUUAUCUCGGUAGUCUUUCGCCGACCUCUAGCCAGCGAUUGGACGUCUGCAAUGAACUUCUUUCAGAAAUACGUCGUGAUUGGUUGCACUUUCGCCCGAAAACUCCAACCGAUGAGUUGUCCGAUAGCAAUGAUGAUUGCAAAUUGACGCCCACAGAGCCUCUGGUGGAGUGGACGCAACAAACGCCAAUAGCAGUUGAAAUGUUACGGCUACCAUGUGAUUUUAAUGAGUCUCGAAAUACGAAACGCCGACAAAAAACGGACGAGCAGACGCUGAGUAACCUAUGGGAUACACAUUCCGACGAUGCACUAUUCGUAAGUGACAGCUUCAAGUAUGCCGAUCUCGAACCGGACACACAGCUACUACAAACCUAUUAUGCGCCGGAUGUAACUCGCGGUAGUAGCAAGAGUCCAGAUGUCGGUGCUGCCGGCAACUCGAACUCUGCUAUCGAUUUCAAUUUGAGUGGCGACUCGCUGACUGAUAUAAAUCUAUUAGGUGAUGGCGAUGAGACUGAUGAGAAUAUGCUCGUCAAUAUAUUGAAGGAAUGUGAUGACAUUAAGACGUUAAAUCAGGCAACGAACUUCUGGAAUGGCAUCUUGGAAGGUGAAGCUGAAGUUGAUGAAGUGGCUGCAGAUGUUGAAGCCGAUUUGCUCGACUGUAUCGACGACAAACCGAAGAACAAGAAUGGCAGACGCUCAUCACGAGUUAAGGGUGGCGGCAAGUGGCGUAGUAGUAGUGCUGUGUAUGGCGGUACAAGUUUCAGCACAACCGAUGUCAGUUGCGCACUUCCGGAUGAUUUAUUUUUCCAAAAGAAGCAGCCGAAAGUAGAGAUCGUCGACGCACCUGACGUAACAGCCGAUACAGUUGUGAAAACAGAGCCCGCAGAUGUUGUGUCCGACACAGCGCUUGCAGCUAGCAGGUUAGCAACUGCACAGCCGCAGGCAAAUGCCUCAGUAUCAAACCUACCCGCGCAAAUAUUACAAAGCAGUGUUGCUGGCGGUGGUGCCGGCGGCAUUACUGGCAAUGGCUUAACUGUUGCUAGCGUACCGAAUUUCAUUUCGAAAAAUGUGCAGCCACAGCUAAUAGCCGUGCCCGAUAUCGUGCAACUACGCCAACCUCAGGCGCAGCUGCACGUGCAACAGCAAUUAGUAACUCAACAGCAGCCGCAGCAAUCACACCAGGCACAGGUGCAGUUGCAAGAUGUGGCUGCGGUUGGUGAUAUCAUUACUGUCACAUCAACAAACGUGCCGGCACUGCAGCAGCAGCAACAACCGCAACAACAGCAACAGCAAUUUCAACAAGUGCAGGUGCAACAGCAGCAGCACCAGCAACAACAACAACAUCAAAUAUUACAAUUGCGUCAGCCACGUUUGCAGAAUGUCAUGCAACAAUUACAACAACGCCAACAACUACUCCAAAUGCAACGUGAUCUACUAUCGUCCAGUGGCGGUCCGGUCAUAACACAAUAUGUGUCGGCAACACCAACGAAUACCGGCACUACAACCGUAACAACGACGCAAUUACGACAGCCCACACUCACACCCAUUGGCGCAACAGCGACGGGAAAUCACACCAUCUACACCACCAGCACAGCGACGGAUGGCAGCAUUAUUGGUGGCACCCAAAAAUUCUACAUACAAAAAGCACCAUUCAUCAGUGGCAACGCAACCAUAUCCGCAUCACAAGCGCAAGUUCCUAAUAGUCAGACGUCGACAAGCACAGCACCGCCGUCGGUUAUCACGCUGUCCAAUGUGAAGUUAGAAAAUAAUAAUGAUGGUGCGUCGGGCAGUCAGGCGGUCACAUCGGCAGCCAAUACUAAUGUACUAACCAUAGAUGGCAAUGCAAUACCGGCAUCUGGCAUUAGUUCAACGGGCGGUGGUGUGAACAUUCUCAGCACGGCGAUUGGACAUCAAGUAUCUGUACAUACUAGCGGCGGCACCGUACAGCAUUUGACUAAUUCCAGUACCAGCGGUGGUACGGUGCAGCAUCUGUCGUCCUCAUCGGUGUCUGCAGGCCCGACACCACUUCUCGUUACAACAACUACACGACAGGCUCAACAACAACAACAGCAACUUGUGCAUCAGCCAACGCAACAGAUAGUGUGGCGUCAAAUAAGUGGAGGCACGUCGAAUGCGGCAACGUCGAGCGGUGGCGCCGUUACUAUUAGUGGUGUAGACGCAGCAGCGACAAUGGCAGCGGCGGCAGCAGCCAGCGGUGGCUCUGGUGGCAACAAGAUUGUGUGGGCCAGUCGACCGGGUCAAAAACGACUUUUGAACGGUCCUGAUGGUGCGACAGAUAUUAACAAAUUGUUGUUGAACCGCAAAUUCUCACAACGAAAAAUCAUCACUCAAGCCGCUCAACAGCAACAAAUUCACAUUUCUAAGCAAUUGCAACAAUUGCAGCACCAACAACAGCUGCAACAACAACAGCAGCAACAGCAACAGCAACAAGACGAUGACGGCGGAGUAGUGAAUGAUGGACAACAAACGAACACCGGUGCUGGGCUGACCACCACAUUGGUCGGUACGACGUCUCAGGUCGCACAGCAACUGCAAAAAGUCCAAAUGCAGGCAGGUAAAGUGAUAAAGAUGUCCUCCUACCCACUACUGGUUUCCGAGUUGAAUGUUUCCCAACAACAACAACACCACCAGCAGCAACAGCAACAACAAAAGCACAAUUCAGCGGCAAUAGCAGCCAAUCAUAACUACAGUCUACAACCGACGACGGCAAUAAUAACGUCAUCACAAUCAGUGGUGCAUCAGGGCAGUGGCGGUGGUGGCGGCGGCGGCAAUAAAAUCUAUCUAACCAGCAACAACGCUGCGGGUGGAGGCACCAACUUUACAAUAGCCACAGCCAGCGAACUGGCCAAUGCUGUUGCGGCGCAACAAGCGGCCAAUAGUAAUAGCAAUAGCAGUAGCAGUAGCAAUGGCAACAGCAGCAAUAGCUUAACGCAAAAGUUGCAUCAUUACAAAGAAUUGCAGAACUCCAAUUUAAAAGUGAACUUUGUGUCCACUUCGAAUGCGGGUGGUAGUAGCGCCGCGGGUGGCGGAGGUAGUGGUGGUGGUGGUGGUGUUAGUGUGCAUCAUGGCAGUAUUGUUGUGGACGCUAAGGCUGUUGCCGCAGCAGUCAGUCAUUCGCAACAGCAACAAACGCAGCAGAUAACGGUGCCACAACAAGCAGUCGUGCUGCAUAAGGCAACAGCGAAUGCCGCGUUGCAGCAGCAGCAAAAACUGAAACGUGAGCGCAUACUCAACAUAAUAGGCGCCUCUAACAUGGAUGGGAAUGCGGCGAAUGUCACGAACGUUGCGGUCAGUGGCGGCGGCGGCGGCAGCGGCGUUGCUGGUGGUGAAAACAGUAAGCGUGUGCUGUAUACGAGUCUGUUGAAUGUGAAACCGCUGCAAAAGAACAAUUCCGGCCAGAUGCAGAUGCAAAUCGGACCCGGUGGCAUGACGCAUGCGCUCUUACGUCGACACAUCGGUAACAAUCAGACGAUAUUUACAAAUAUGCGUACAUUACCGAUAGCGACGAGCUCCGCCGUGGGCAAUGCGACUACUGUGCAGCAGAUACAAGUAGCGGCUGCCGGUGGUAGCGGUAGUGGUGGUGGCAAUGGCAUGAGUGUUAGCUUGGCGCAGAUGACAACGAAUGCGACGACAUUGUCCUCGUCAGUGGCGACGCAUCAACAACAACAAUCGCUAGUGAGCAUAGUUUCGUCGAACUCCACAGCUGCGGCGGCGGAUGUUAUAACCACGACGGCUUGCGGUGCAUUAACGACCAGCUGCAAUGAUCUCAAGAGUAUUGAGAGUGUUGUUAGCAACAACAAUGGUAAUGGCGGUGGAGGCGGCAGUAAUAGCAACAGUAAUAGUAAUAGCGGUAACAGUGUUGGCGGCAGCAGCGGUGGUGGUAAUUCAAGUCUGUCGAUAACUGCGUCUGCGAACAAUAAUACGCUCGCCUCUGCAAUAAUCAACAGGUGAGACACGGGGAGCUAACUAACCAUAAGAAAAAAUGAUUAUGAUGAGUAUAAGUGUGAGCGCGCUGCAUGGUGGAUGAGCACGACGGCAUUGGCCACGGUCGUUAUAGUCGACGUUGUCGCCCUUGACGCAGAUAAAGCUGUAGUGACAGCGCUUGGUGUUGCACAACUACAGCUGGAAUGCAGUCGCAAAUAUGCUGCUUGUUGUUAGCGUUAUUGAGAUGAUGAGGUGAAAACUCUGAAUAUGGUUGAUUGCACUGAUAGUGGUGAUUAUGAUUAAAAUGAUGGCAUGUAAAUUUAAAGUAGGCAUUUUUGGCGUUAAACAUCACUUUGAACGCGAUGACAAGUGAAUUUAAUGGUGCAAACCAAAAAGCAGGUCUGUGGUGGCGCAAAAAGUGAGAUGUAUGGGCAUGUGAAACAAUUUUUUUUUAAAUAAAAAUAAUGAAUGAAGUAUUGCUGCUGCGAAGGUGGCGAGAUAUUGCAAAUUGCAACUAGAGCGACCACUGCACAAUCAACAUGCAGAUUUAGUAUGACACAAGUAAUCUUCAAUCAACAUGAGCACAUUUCUUCAAUCUUCAAUCAAAAUGAGCAUUGACAAGCGCGUAGCAUAAGUAGGCGUCGCAGCAGCGGUGGUAACAUCAGCAAUCAACAACAAACAACUACUAUCAACAACAGCAGCAGAAAUACAACAACUUAUAGCUUACCAAUUUCUUGUAAUUUUACUAGAUGUUGUUGUUAAUAAUAAUUAAUAAUGUAAAUGUAGAUUAUAUAUUAAUUUAUAUAUACAUAUAUAUGCAUCUAUACGUGUAUAUAUAAUAUAUGCAUACAUAUAUACUUAAUGAGUUGAGCUGCUAUGAAAUGAAAAGAAACGAGAGAUAGUAAAGAAGAGUAAACAAAAACAGAAAGGAAAGAAAAAUGCUAACAAAAUAUGUUUAGUACAAGAUAUGAAUGCAAAAACAAGAAAUCCCGCUACAACGUUACAGCAUCUAAUUUGUUACUGUAAAAAGAAAAGCCUAAUUAAUAAUGAGUGUAGAACGAAAAAUUCAAACUUUGUAAGUACAAGAGCAACCAACAAGCAGCAUGAAUUGCAGCGAAGCAGGAGUAAUGUGGGUAGUGUGUUCGAAAACGUAUGAAAUACCGGGCAAGAAAGAUUAAUUUAUCUUAAAUUCAUAUUCAACAACUUAUACUUUGCAAAAGCGAAAACAUUUAAAGGAAUUAAAUUUUUUUCUUUUGUUGAAUAGCAAAAACUAAAGUGCGUCAGCGCUAUUUGUGCGCAGCCAGUUAAAACAAAAAAAAUAUUUUUGAAUUAUUAAAAAAAGGUAUUAUAAAAUAGUUCAGGAGAAAAUUUCAUACUUGCGGUCUACAAAACAAAUAAGGAGAUUUAAUAAUUACAUUUUUUUAUACCAUUCGAUUAGAAAUUGCUUGCAGCUUCUUAGGUUUUUAAUCAACAGCACUGAAUAACUGUCCUACAUCAUUCAACAUUCAGAAUGGGCUAUAAUAGUUAAGGAAAACAAAUACAAUAUUACAGAAAAUUUAACAAACAAUUGGAAAAUUCAUAAGUCACCACUACCCACAAGUUCGCAUGGUUCAUUAAACUGCUUAAUAAUAAUGCAAUGCAUAGAACAUUUUUGUAAUUAAUUUAAUUUAUUUACAUUUGCUUUAAGUUAUAUAAAUUUCAAACAAACAAAAAAUAUGCAUCAUUUUCAUUUUUUGUAAUUGUUUUCAUUUUCUGUUUUUGUUUUAUAUAUAUUUUUUUUUUUUUAUUAAACAGAAAUCGUUAUAUAGAAAAUACGAUUAUAAGUAGGCGUUAGCUAUAAAUUAAGUGACGCUUUAGUUAUUAAUUUCUACUCCAACAUUUUUUUAUUUUUUUAUGCUAAUAAAAAUUGUAAAUUUAAUUAAAAGAAAGGAAAAAGCGAAAAAAGAAAAAAAAAAUAAAUGGAAAGUUAGAAAUUCAAGUAAGCCUCGAUAAGAAGUAUAUUACUAGCUACACUAUAAAGAGAGUGGGCGCAAUAGCUAGAAAAAGAAAAGAGAAAGAGAGAGAAAGAGAAAGGGAGGAGGAGCAUAAAUAAGAGACGGAGAGCAUAAAAAGUUAGAAACGUCAAGAGGAUGGUUGCAGUAUAAGUGCUACCGAUAAAAAAAAUAGUUGAAAAACACGACAUUCGCUUAUUAUGAUAUAUGUGUAUCAGAUCUUAUUUUCAAGAUCGACUUUUUACUUUUUAAUAAAAUAAAGAUAAAAAAAUAAUUGAAAUAAAUCUAAAACUAUUUAAUUAGCUUUCAAUCGAGUUGCCUUUUUUUGGAGAAUUUGCUUUAGGUAGACUGUGCAGUGUUUGCAUAAGCAUAUUUGAAAAAUGUAUUAUAAAAAAAAUAAUAAUUGAAUAACGAUUUCAAUAGUCAGCAGAUUUUCUUUGCCAAUAUUACCGAAACGGUUUUUUUUUUUGCCAAAAUGCAUAAUUUUUGCAUCUAUUUCUGUUUUUUUUUUUUGGUAAAAGUUUUUCUUAAAAAAUGUUAAAAAAUAAUCAGCAUCCCCACAUUAGCCCUUUUAAGUGAAGAAAAAAAAUCCAUCAUUUAUCUAUGCACGCACUGCACAUUUCCACUAGCAUAAAAGGCAAUCGGUUGUCGGCGGCUCUAUAAUGAAACUCCAUACAAUCCAUACAAACUCUUCAAUACACGCCCAAAUACUUCCGCAAAUACAUAUGUACAAAUAGCACCACAGAGGUUUAGAACCUUUAGGAAAACUAUGAAAUUUAAAAUUAAAAAAACAAAAAACAUAUUUAAGCAAAAAUAAUAAAGUUUAAAACAAAAAAUAGCAUUUACUAAACCAUAACAAAAAAAAAUAUUCACAUGAAUUUUCUUUCGAAUGAAAUGUAAUGUUAAUAGAAAUUGAUAAUUGAAAUAAAUUCAAAAUUUCAAUACAGUAAUUAGUUAAUAUAUUGUAAAGAAAAAAAAUUAAAAGUUGUGCAGAUUCUAUAUGUGAGAGUGAAA